UGCUCCAGAAUUGUUAUUACACAGGGGAUGCAAGCAGUUGCUAAAACAGACUUGUCAGGAGAGGGGAGAGUUCCUCUUUAAAUAGCCGAUUGUCUCGUAACUUCCCUAGGCAAAAGGUCAGAUAAAAUCUAAAUAUGUGAAUCCUGCCUUAAGACAUGAACAUGACAAAGGGCCCUGGAGAGCGCAGCUCUGGGCUCAGCUGGGCUGUCACCAGGAAGCCACCUAGCAGCCAGCACCUGGUACAUGACAUUCCUGAAUGGAAACAGCUUGUCUUAUGUGAAGAUUCGUUUCCAGCAGCCAAGCGGUUAAUAAGGGUGUAACAAAGAUCUUGCCUUUAACUAAAAGAUUAACAAAAGUUGCCAGGAUCAUCGAGAGAAGACAUGAUCCUCUCUUCACCCCAAAUCUUCAAGGGCAGGAUCAGUCUAGCGCUGCAGGCAUGCAGGGUAAGGAUCCCGCAGGACAGAGGCUUACAUGGGGCUGCAGCAGCUGGAACAGCAGAGGGGGACAAGAAGAUGAAGACCUUUGAUGAUUUGCCUGGACCUUCCCUGCUCACCAACCUCUACUGGUUCUUCAUCAGGGGCUACCUGCUCCACACUCAUGAUCUACAGAUAAAGUACAAACACUAUGGACCAAUGUUCAGAUCUGUCAUCGGCCGUUAUAAGAUGGUGACUAUAACGGACCCAGAGAUUUUGGAGGUUCUGCUGAGACAAGAGGGGAAAUAUCCCAUGAGGAGCGAGAUGGACGUUUGGAAGGAUCAUCGUAACCUGAGGAGUUUGUCCUAUGGCCCCUUAACAGAGGAAGGACACAGGUGGCACAACCUUCGGACAGCCCUCAAUAAAAAGAUGUUAAAGCCAUCAGAAGCCAAAAUGUAUGCCGGGAGUAUCAACGAAGUGGUGUCUGACCUGAUAGAGAGAAUUAGGGAUCUGCGCAGAGAGAGCCCAUCUGGAAACACAGUCAAUGACAUUGCAAAUGUUUUCUACAGAUUUGCUUUUGAAGGGGUGUCUUAUAUUGUGUUUGAGACUCGGAUUGGCUGCAUGAGCAAACGGAUUCCUCUCGAGACCCAGAAAUUUAUCGACUCCAUUGGCUUUAUGCUCAAGAAUUCGGUAUAUGUCACCUACCUGCCGCCAUGGACAAGGAAGGUUCUGCCAUACUGGAAGCGCUACAUAGAGGGCUGGGACAAUAUCUUUGAUUUUGGUAAGAAGCUGGUGGAUAAGAAGAUGAGUGAGAUCCAGGCGCGGCUGGAGAGCGGGGCGCAGGUGCAGGGCGAAUACCUGACCCACCUGUUAUCUAGCGGUAACCUCAGUCUCCCGGAGGUGUACGGCAGCGUGUGCGAGCUGCUGCUGGCCGGCGUCGACACCACGUCCAACACUUUAUCCUGGUCUCUGUAUCACCUGGCACAAGACCCAGAGCUCCAACAGUUCCUGCACGAGGAGGUAGCGCAGGCGGUUCCAGGGGGUCGUAUCCCCACAGCAGACGAUAUCCCCCAGAUGCCCUUACUGAGGGCUGUGAUCAAAGAGACCCUGAGGCUGUACCCGGUCGUGCCAGUCAAUGGCAGGAUUAUAACUGAGAAGGAAGUAACAAUUGGAGAUUAUCAAUUUCCCAAAAAUAGGUGCCUGGCAGCGGGACCCCCAGAAAUCGGUUGAGGGUCUAAUGAGGAAAUGUCUGCCCAUAAACUGCGCCUGCUACUCGUGUGAAUGCAAUACCAGACACAGCCUCUAGGCAGGGGUGGCACUGUUUUGACCCCUUAAAUGCAUAAGAUUCAUGGUCGACUUCCUAGUCUCAGCUCAACUAAAGAAGGCAUAACUGCUAGGUCGGUGUGGAUCCGACCACUGGUACUCCCACAAUCAUGAAAAUGGGGGGGUCUUGUGUUCCCCAGUAUGAAUGUACAUUAAUCUCUAGGGGCUGCCAAAAUUAGCACUCGCUAUCUCCAGCCUAUGCUCAACCACUGCGCCAUUCAAACAAAAGACAUGGAAACCUCAUUCUCAUGAGUGGGGGUCCCAGCAGUCAGACUCUCACAGAUCUAACAUUUAUCUCCUGUCCAAUCCAUUACAUAAAUACCCAAUUAAAUGUUAAAAUUGUGCUUCCAUGCAUUUGCCACUAGGGGGAGCUCAUUGCAUAUGGAUUAAUACAGUCAGUAUUGGUAAAAUAUGUAAGUCUUGAGCCCCCUCUAGUGGUGGCUGCAGGUAAAUGCUAUGACUGUGUGACAGUUCAGUACCAGGUCCACUAUAGUAGUUGUGUGGUCUCUCUCUGCGGUAGGUACACCACUGUGGAGUACCAGCCUUUUCAUUAUCUGCAGUUUCUGGAAAAAUGCAGCAAAAAAAAAUAAAAAAUGGUCAUAUCCAGCCACUGACUUGUGUAAUUUCUA
Molecule: messenger RNA, 2365 nt
Organism: Bufo gargarizans (Asiatic toad)
Lineage: Eukaryota; Metazoa; Chordata; Amphibia; Anura; Bufonidae
Product: sterol 26-hydroxylase, mitochondrial-like
Exons: 8
Coding region: 381-1643 (420 amino acids)
Biological process (GO): C21-steroid hormone biosynthetic process; cellular response to peptide hormone stimulus; cortisol metabolic process
Cellular component (GO): mitochondrial inner membrane
Molecular function (GO): oxidoreductase activity, acting on paired donors, with incorporation or reduction of molecular oxygen; iron ion binding; heme binding
Source: RefSeq, a predicted model, not a curated record